This is a messenger RNA of Brachypodium distachyon (stiff brome), 1493 nucleotides long. Its product is annotated as BAG family molecular chaperone regulator 1. Gene Ontology annotation, molecular function: protein-folding chaperone binding; adenyl-nucleotide exchange factor activity. The coding region runs from base 424 to 1224 and encodes 266 amino acids. The record is from RefSeq and is a predicted model, not a curated record. Gene Ontology annotation, cellular component: cytoplasm. Gene Ontology annotation, biological process: protein stabilization. The transcript has 4 exons. NCBI's taxonomy places the organism in Eukaryota, Viridiplantae, Streptophyta, Magnoliopsida, Poales, Poaceae.
GAAGGGUCUUUCUGCGCCGGUCGAAACCAGCCAGCGUCAGGCGAGCAGCAAAGGAAAGGAAGGAGCAAGCAAAUACGGAAAACCAUUCGCUGUCAUAAAACCCAGAGACCCCUGCGUGCUUUGUAUGCAAAAAACUGGCAUCCAGUAGACUCCGAAGAGAGGAGAAAAAGAAAGAAAGAAACAAAGGAAGAAGCGCGUCUCUCGUCUCGUGCCGUGCGCCCCUCUCGUCCCUUCUUCUUCUCCCCACGCGAGACCCGAGCCGAGCACCCCCACACCGACCAAACAAAAGCUGAAUUCGCCCACACUUGUUAUCCCCCUUCCUUCCUCCGGUUCUCUUCUUCCCCUCGCAAGCUCGCUAGCCACUUUCUACGAGUGUUCUGUCUUCUGUUCUGCGUGUGUUUUGCUUUGGGGGAGGGGGGGUGGAUGGCGACGGUGAUGCAGAGGUCGAGCUCGGACGGGGGGUCGAGCAGCGGGUGGUCGGAGGCGGGGGCGGCGGCGGCGGCGGGGGAGGAGAAGGCCGGGUGGGAGGUCCGGCCCAGCGGGAUGGUGGUGCAGGCCAGGGACAGGGAAGACGGCGCAGGGGUUCCGCCGAGGCCGCCGCCGCCGGAGAUCAGGGUCAGGGUCAAGUACGGCGCCGCCCGCCACGAGGUCGCCGUCUCCCCCAUCGCCACCUUCGGUGAUCUGAAGAAGGUGCUGGAGGCUCGGACGGGGCUGCGGCCGGCGGAGCAGCUGGUGACGUACAAGGGCCGGGAGCGGAGCAACUCGGAGUACCUGGACGCGUGCGGCGUCAAGAACAAGUCCAAGCUGGUGGUGUCCGAGGACCCGGUGAGCCUCGAGCGCCGCUUCAUCGAACGCCAGAGGAACGCCAGGAUCCAGUCCGCCAACCGCGCCCUCGGCGCCAUCGCCCUCGAGGUCGACAAGCUCGCCGAUCAGGUGAAGAGCAUCGAGAAAUCGGUGUCCGGCGGGAGGAAGGUUGCCGAGGUGCAGAUCACGACGCUGAUCGAGCUGCUGAUGCGGCACGCCGUGAAGCUGGAGAGCAUAGCUGCCGACGGAGACUCUUCCUCCUCCUCGCAGAAGAACAUUCAGUCGAAGAGGGUGCAGAAGUGCGUGGAGACGCUGGACGUGCUCAAGGUGUCGAACGCGCGGCUGCAGACGGUGGUGGUGACGACAAAGUGGGAGACCUUCGACACCCCGGCCACCACGCAGUGGGAGCUCUUCGACUGAAGCCGUUGUAUACAGACAGGGUGUUGGUUUUGUUUUGUUUUCUUGGUUUGUUCGUCCCCGGCCGUUCAGUUUUGGUGCCUUGUUCCUUGCCCAUUAUUUAUUUUGUAAUCGCGGUGAGCUGGUAGGUUUAUGGUUAGGGUCGCAGAAGGACCGGAUACCACCCCCCACAUUUGUUUUGUUUGUAAUCAUCGCCCCUCAUUACCGCCGAUCCACUCGAUUGAUGGAUCUCAGUCUCAAUAAACAAAGCAGCAGUGCUCCUUUGUGUACUC